CUCCUUCGCCCCCCUUCCAGUUCCUUGUUGCACUGCUCGCAGUAGCAGUUGCCUUGUAGCCAUGCGUCUGAAGGUCACUCAUGAACAGAUCAAUAACUAGAUCUUGCUGGGGACUACACUCAAGAGAAGCCGGUAUACCCUCAGAUCUGCCUACACGUAAGGAAACUGGGGGAUAUCAGAUCCAGGCUGAUGUAUGUUCCCAGUGAGGAGACUGCAGUCCUCAGGAGCCACAUAGCACCUCCCCUCCACCUCCACCACCAUCUCCUCUUCCUUUGUCUAGGGGCAUGCCUUCUGAACCCAGCCUCAGCAGUAGGGAGAUGCUGACAGGACAGAGGCUCUGUCAGUCAAAGUCCCACCAGGACUUGGUCCUCUCUGCCCUCAACCAGCAGAGGAAGGAUGGCCUGCUGUGUGAUGUCACCCUGGUCGCCGGUGAGCAGAAGUUCCACGCCCACAAAGCCGUCCUGGCAGCGUGCAGCGAUUACUUCAGGGCUAUGUUCAGCUUGUGCAUGGUGGAGAGUGAGGCAGACGAAGUGACUCUGCAGGGAGUGACCAGCAUUGGGCUGAAGCACGCUUUGGACUUCGCCUACACUGGACAGAUCCUGCUGGAGCCGGCGGUGAUCCAGGACGUCCUGUCUGCAGGCAGCCACCUUCAGCUGCUGGAACUCCUCAGCCUCUGCUCCCACUACCUCAUCCAGGAACUGAGCAGCGUGAACUACCUGGAGCUGUACCGUGUGGCCGACCUGUUCCACCUCCCCGCCUUAGAGGAGGCUGUGGUGGGCUUCCUGGUGGAGCAUCUGUCUGAACUGAGCCAGAGCAGGCAGGACGAGGCCCUGCAGCUGCCCUACCGCCUCCUCAGGGAGGUGCUGAAGAGCGACCGCCUCACCUCCCUGAGCGAGGAGGAGAUAUGGAAGCUGGUCGUUCUGUGGCUGGAACACGACUGCCGCUACCAAUACACCGAGGAUCUACUCCAACACGUCCGCUAUGGCUUGAUGGAUGUCCCCACGCUGCACCACCUUUCCCGUAGCUACUCUUUGGUCCAGUCCAGCCCUACUGCCGCCGCCCUUGUGGAGGAGGCCCUGGACUACCACCGUGCCACCUUCGCCCAGCCCCUCCACCAGUCAGCCCGCACCAGGCCUCGCUUCCAGUCGCUCACCCUCUACAUAAUUGGCGGGCGGAAGCGGGAGGUGAGCAGAGUCAGGGAGCUGCGGUACUUCAACCCGGCUGCACAGGAACAUGUACGUGUCGCAGGUGGGUCGAACUGGAGCGAGCUGGCGCCCAUGCCCACUGGGCGAAGCCACCACUGUGUGGCCGUAAUGGGGAACUUCCUAUUUGUCGUGGGUGGGGAAGGGGAGCAUGCCACAGGGAGGACAUGUGCGGUGAGAACUGCUUGUCGGUACGACCCCAGGGGCAACUGUUGGACUGAGAUUGCCCCCAUGAAGGCCUGCAGGGAACACUUUGUCCUGGGUGCUCUGGGUCAGUACCUGUACGCAGUGGGGGGCAGGAACGAGCUGAGGCAAGUGCUGCCCUCUGUGGAACGCUACUGUCCCAAGAGGAACAAGUGGGUAUUUGUCCAACCCUUCGACCGCUCAUUGUCCUGCCACGCCGGCUGUGUGGCUGACAAUCUGCUUUGGGUCUCAGGUGGGGUGACAAACACAGCUCAGUACCAGAAUCGACUGAUGGUGUAUGAUCCAGACCAGGACCAGUGGCUGGCCCGCAGUCCCAUGUUGCAGAGGCGGGUUUACCACGUUAUGGCGGCUGUGAGGAGGCAGCUCUACGUGCUAGGUGGGAAUGACCUGGACUACAACAAUGACCGCAUCCUGGUCCGGCACAUUGACUCCUACAACAUGGACCUGGACCAAUGGACGCGCUGCUCCUUCAGCCUCCUCACGGGUGGGCAAAGUGAAGGAACCACACGUGACCAUGCACACACGCACCAUUUAAACUCUAGCUGGUUAAUCAGUUGA
Micropterus dolomieu (smallmouth bass) is the source of this 1964-nucleotide messenger RNA. RefSeq names its product kelch-like protein 32. Gene Ontology annotation, molecular function: protein binding. Lineage: Eukaryota; Metazoa; Chordata; Actinopteri; Centrarchiformes; Centrarchidae. The record is from RefSeq and is a predicted model, not a curated record. Bases 285 to 1964 code for a protein of 559 amino acids. The transcript has 11 exons.